Messenger RNA from Juglans microcarpa x Juglans regia, 674 nucleotides. RefSeq lists its product as uncharacterized. NCBI's taxonomy places the organism in Eukaryota, Viridiplantae, Streptophyta, Magnoliopsida, Fagales, Juglandaceae. The transcript has 2 exons. The record is from RefSeq and is a predicted model, not a curated record. The coding region runs from base 102 to 533 and encodes 143 amino acids.
GCGAAUCUUAAACUCGUAAGACGCACGCAAAUAAACGAAGAGCUCUCGAUUUAUAGCGUGAGGGGAAUCCGUACGAUCCCGAUCUUAUUGCCGCCAACGAAAUGGCCGACGACGGAAAUCGUAAGCUGAAGGAACACGUGACCAUCCCUGAACGCCUUGACCAGAUCAGCCGGAUCCUAACCAGCAUCGGCAAGUUCGCCGUUGAUUCGGCCGUCAAUGACUCUCUUAAAGCCGUCACCGGUAGGAAGCAGAUGCAUAAGAUUGUGCAGGAAGGAUUCAGGCAUCAACCUGCUUCACCCGCUUUAGAUGACAAGAAGAAACCAGAGGAUCUUAAAGUAGUGAUGCAGGAGCUGCAAGCAAAGGAGGAUGGAGUGCAGGAAGACACGAAUAAACCAAAGCAAGGAACUAGAGCAUCAGCCAAAUCAGUCAAUGGAUCCUCUGCUGUUCUGAAGAAGAAACCAAAUGACGGCAAAAAGGGGUCUGAUCUUUUAGAAACGGAUAAGAAAAGAGUUUUUAUUCGGUCUCGGCUAUAAAAUGACCUUGAUAAUGAUAUGCCUAAAGUAUCGCAAAUUGUACUGCUAACAUGUAAUGGACAUCAUACAGGAAUGUUUAGGAUUUGGGUGUAUUGGUGUCAGGAUACGUGAGAAAAUAACAUGUGUAUGUGUUUAUUUCCA